Papaver somniferum (opium poppy) is the source of this 707-nucleotide messenger RNA. RefSeq lists its product as uncharacterized. Lineage: Eukaryota; Viridiplantae; Streptophyta; Magnoliopsida; Ranunculales; Papaveraceae. Bases 322 to 654 code for a protein of 110 amino acids. The transcript has 2 exons. The record is from RefSeq and is a predicted model, not a curated record.
UUUAAUCUUAUGAGAUAUCUUGUGGCGAAAAAAAGCAGAUUCGAGCACGAGAAGAAGUUUCCAACCUUGUUUCCAACGCGAUCUUUAAUUUCCAAUUCGCACCUAAGAGCUUCCUAAGAAAACUCAUUCAGAAGCUCUUCGGCUUCAUAUACUACAUCUUCAAGAUUUUCCAGCCAAAACUUAACUGUAUCUUUCUUUACUUGCUGCUUCUUUGCAUCAGCUAAUACAGCUUGUAGAUUUCCUAAAGUUCUCUGACGUUGUGUCACUGCCAAAUGUAAUUUCAAGUGACGGCCGUAGUAAACUCCUUCUCGUUCACAUGAAAUGGAAUUCAAAGCACCACCAGAUGAAAAUAUUGCUACACUGUUAGGAAUUUGCAAAGGAAGAGUAAAGAGAUUCAUAGUGGACUUUGGACUGAUCCCAAGUGAUGUUGGUGCUGGGACAACAACUCUAAUUUUGGCUUUCUCUUGGGCAGGGAAGAUGGAUCUUUUUAGAGUUAUUUUUGUGAGCGAUUGCCUUCAACUAGUGAAUUUUUUGAAUGGAGGCAAGGGUGAUAUGGACUGGUGGAGUAUGGAUCUCUUAGAAGAAUGUCGGAUUUCCCUUUCUAGUUGUAUGAAUAUAAGGUUUUUUAUAUUAAGCGUCUUAGAAAUAAAAUAGAUGAUCGACUUGCUAGUCGGGCUAGGAAGUUUAGUUUGAAAAACAUUUGGAGU